GCUCCCACUCGCCACAACCAGAGAAAACCUGUGCGCAGCAACGAAGACCCAAUGCAGCCAAAAAAAAAAGUCUGUAACCUUGGAAGUUUUGAACUUAGCUCAUGGAAUCCUAGUACCUGGCACUGAGAACAUGUUGUACAACCUCCAUAUGUGACAGAUAGGGAGCUGAGAGUGCAAGGGUCUUGUCCAUCAGGGUCUUUGGGAGUUUGACAACAGAUGUUUUAAAAAGUAUGGAAAAAUGUGGGGGCUUUUGGUCCAGUGGGAAUUAUGAAAAAUGCCGUCUCUCUGUCUGAGGAUGAACAAUGGAAGAGAAUACGAACGUUGCUGUCUCCAGCCUUCACCAGCGGAAAGCUCAAGGAGAUGUUCCCCAUCAUUAGCCAGAUUGGAGACAUGUUGGUGAGGAACCUGAAGAAGGAAGCAGAGAAAGGCAAGCCCAUCAGCAUGAAAGACUUCUUUGGGGCCUACAGCAUGGAUGUGAUUACUGGCAUAGCAUUUGGAGUGAACAUUGAUUCCCUCAACAACCCACAAGAUCCCUUUGUGGAAUAUAGCAAGAAGAUCUUAAAAUUUAAUCUCCUCUCUCCAUUACUUCUCUCAAUAGUAUUCUUUCCAUUCCUCACCCCAGUCUUGGAAGCAUUAAAUAUUACUCUGUUUCCAAAAAGUUCUUUGAAUUUUUUAACAAAGUCUGUAAAAAGGAUAAAAGAGAGUCGCCUCAAAGAUAAACAAACGCAUCGAGUGGAUUUUCUUCAGCUGAUGAUUAACUCCCAGAAUUCCAAAGAAACUGACACCCAUAAAGUUCUGUCUGACACAGAACUCAUGGCCCAAAGUAUUAUCUUUAUUUUUGCUGGCUACGAGACCACUAGCAAUUCUCUUUCCUUCAUUAUAUAUGAAUUGGCCACUCACCCUGAUGUCCAGCAAAAGCUGCAGGAGGAGAUUGAUGCAACUUUCCCCAAUAAGGCACCUCCCACCUACGAGGCUCUGGUACAGAUGGAGUAUCUUGACAUGGUGUUGAAUGAAACUCUCAGAAUAUUCCCAAUUGCUGGUAGACUUGAGAGGGUCUGUAAGAAGGAUGUGGAAGUCAAUGGGGUGUUCAUUCCCAAAGGGACGACAGUGGUGGUGCCACUCUUCGUUCUUCACAACGACCCAGAGCUCUGGCCAGAGCCUGAGGAGUUCCGUCCUGAAAGGUUCAGUAAGAAGAACAAGGACAGCAUAAAUCCUUACACAUACCUGCCUUUUGGAACUGGACCCCGAAACUGCAUUGGCAUGAGAUUUGUUAUCAUGAACAUGAAACUUGCUCUCGUCAGAAUCCUGCAGAACUUCUCCUUCAAACCUUGUAAAGAAACACAGAUCCCCCUGAAAUUGCUCACUCAAGGACUUACGCAAGUGGAAAAACCUGUUGUCCUAAAGGUUGUGUCAAGAGAUGCGACCAUAAGUGGAGCCUGACUUUCUCGAAGGACGUGGGCUUUGAUCUUCAAGGAAGCUGUAUCUGAGAACACCUGAGACUUUACUUACUUUGUGAUAAAACCAUUAAAUGAAGAUGGGCUUCACCUACUGCCCUUGAUGGAUGACUAGGUAUUCUGCCCAAUCAUUUAGCUUUCUCAUUGUCUAUGUGGAGUGUUAUAUAUUGCGUCAUAUAAAGGAGGUGACAAGUAAGUGCCGGAUACUCAACUUCAUGGGUUCUCCUAGGACCAUCUCCAUCCACCUCCAGUUAGUACCAUCUACUCCUCCUGAGCACUGAUCAGAACGAAAAUUUCUCAACAAACUCUAAUGAAAAUAAGAACGAUUGUGGUGACUGAAGUAGUGACAUUUAUCUCACAGAUUUUAUUUUGAAUAUUCUAAAUUAAAUAUUAUA
This is a messenger RNA of Balaenoptera ricei (Rice's whale), 1849 nucleotides long. Its product is annotated as cytochrome P450 3A24-like. The transcript has 12 exons. The record is from RefSeq and is a predicted model, not a curated record. Gene Ontology annotation, biological process: steroid metabolic process; oxidative demethylation. Lineage: Eukaryota; Metazoa; Chordata; Mammalia; Artiodactyla; Balaenopteridae. Gene Ontology annotation, molecular function: oxidoreductase activity, acting on paired donors, with incorporation or reduction of molecular oxygen, reduced flavin or flavoprotein as one donor, and incorporation of one atom of oxygen; heme binding; testosterone 6-beta-hydroxylase activity. The coding region runs from base 268 to 1440 and encodes 390 amino acids.